This is a messenger RNA of Salvia hispanica, 1416 nucleotides long. The record is from RefSeq and is a predicted model, not a curated record. Lineage: Eukaryota; Viridiplantae; Streptophyta; Magnoliopsida; Lamiales; Lamiaceae.
AUGAUAUUUGCUCCUUUUACGGGCAAGGAUAAUCAUGGUCGCCCUGUGACAUUUGCUGCUGGCCUUUUGUCCAAGGAAAAUGCCGACUCCUUUUCAUGGUUAUUUAAACAAUUUGUGAAAUGUAUGGGUGUGGCUCCGAAGCUAAUCGUAACCGACCAAGACUUAGGAAUGAAAGUUGCUAUUGCAGAGGUUCUUCUUAGUACGAGACACAGGUGGUGCAUGUGGCAUAUAAUGAAUAAAGUUGCUGACAAAUUGCCAAAGAACAUGCUUGGUAGUGAAGAACUAAAGAAGGAAUUGAAUGCAUGUGUUUGGUCGGAGUUGAUAGAGCCUGAUGCAUUUGAAGAAUCUUGGCAUGCUAUAAUGGAAAGAUAUGGGCUGGCCAAUAAUGACUGGUUUUCAUCAAUGUUUGCAUCUAGAAAGUUUUGGGUUCCAGCCUUUUUCCGUGAUUUUCCGAUGAGCUCGUUGAUAAAGACAACAUCUUUGUCCGAAUCACAGAAUAGCUUCUUUAAAAGGUACUCAAAGUGUCGGGCUAACCUUAUGCUAUUUUAUAUGAACUAUAACCAUGCUUUGGAGGCUCAAAGAAGUAAUAGCGCAAAGCUUGAAUACUAUGAUUCAACAAAAGUGCCUAUAUUGCGAACAGAAUUGGAAAUCGAGAAACAUGCAUCAACGAUAUAUAGUGGUAGUGCUUUUAAUGCAAUUCAAGAGGAGAUAGUUUAUGCAUGUUUCUCUUUGUCUUGUUCAACUCUAGGAAUGUCUACCAAUAGAGAGAAUGAAGUAUAUAACAUAAAUGACAAGGAUUCAAACUCAUGGACAGUGACUUACUCCAUUGGCGAUGACACCUAUUUGUGUGGAUGUAAAAAGUUUGAGAGACUUGGUCUAUUGUGCAGCCAUAUAUUUUGUGUGUUGAAAUAUAAGUUUGUUAAGUUGAUACCCGAGAAUUUGCGUGGAUGGAGAUGGUUGAAGUCACAGUUUGUGAAGCCAAUACAUGGAGGUUUUUGUGAUGAUGAAGAAAUACUCUCUGUUGUGGACGAGAAGAAGAUUGCAUUUAAAAACUUGUAUGCAUUAUUCUUUGAAAUAGCACAAAGUAUUGAAGGGAACAUUGACCAAAUCAAUGCAUUUACUGCAAUUAUUGAAGAAGGUAAGAAGCAGCUUCUCGGAAGUGUUGUUCUGUCUUCGACAGAGAAGAGAGCAUUGAUUGAGAAUUUCUAUGGCUCACAAGUUCCAAACAUUAUUGAAGUUCAUCCUCCUAAUGUUGUCAGUACAAAGGGAAGUGGAAGUAGGAGGAAAUCGAAGAAGGAGUCGGCAAUGAAGUUAGCAAUGAAACCAGGCCGAAAGUGUGGAAAUUGUCAUGUGAUUGGACACCAUGAUUCGAGGAACUGCAAAAAGGUGAAUGAGAAGACAAAACAGAGGCAGUGA